CUUAAAGCUCGAGAACACCACACAGUAUUAAAUAUUAAGAGAGAUGAAUAAAUUUGUUGUGGUAUUUGUUGUUGCUCUUGUCUCAAGCGCUUGCGGUGAGGCUGGUUAUGGAUACAGUCGUCCAUCAUCAGGUGGAUAUAGCAGCGGUGGACACAGUAGCUUUGGAGGGGGAUCAUCGGGUGGAUAUUCUUCAUCUCACAUUGGAGGUGGAUAUUCAUCGGGAUCAGGAUUUGGAGGUGGAUUUGGACAUGGUGGGGGCUCAGGAUAUCAACAAGUUGCUAUCGGACAUCAAGGGACAGAAGGAUUAAACAUUGAUCAAAAGUUAUUACAUACAAUUGAACAAAUCUUAGUCCAACAAGAAAAUAUUGGAGGUGGUGGACGUGGAGGACAUAGCGGACAUGGAGGACAUAGCGGACAUAGUGGAAUCAGCUCAUCAUAUGGCCCACCUUCUCAAUCUUAUGGACCACCUUCACAAUCAUACGGACCACCUGGAUACGCCUCAGCACGUGUUGUUGGUGUUCAAUUUGGACAUGUCCAACCAAGUCGUCAAGUUGCACAAUACUUGAAACAAGAAUCUAUCUCAGGAGGAUAUGCACCAAGUCAAUCAUAUGGAGCUCCAAGCAGCUCUUACUCAUCUCCAUCAUUCUCAGCACCAAGCAGCUCUUAUGGCGCACCAUCAUUCUCAGCACCAAGUCAAUCAUAUGGAGCACCAAGCAGCUCUUAUUCAGCUCCAAGCAGCUCUUACUCAUCUCCAUCAUUCUCUGCUCCUUCAUUCUCAGCACCAAGCAGCUCAUACGGAGCUCCAUCACGUCCAAGCUCAUCAUACGGUGCCCCAUCUCGUCCAUCAACAUCAUACGGAGUUCCACACUAAAAAGAUUAAUCAAAAUACUCAAAUUGCCUGCCUACAUGAACCUAAAUCCUACUUUAUAUUUUAAUCUAACGAGAGAGCGAGAGACAAUUGCAUUUCUUAAUUAAUUUAUUUGUUACCGUUGUAAAUAAUUCUUGUCAUAAUCAUACGAAUAAGUUGAAGAAGAUGAAGAAAAUGUUUUUGUUAAAUAAAAAAAGUUACAGUCGAAAA
This is a messenger RNA of Chironomus riparius, 1078 nucleotides long. Lineage: Eukaryota; Metazoa; Arthropoda; Insecta; Diptera; Chironomidae. The record is from the annotation of a GenBank genome assembly.